Messenger RNA from Chanos chanos (milkfish), 3285 nucleotides. Its product is annotated as NACHT, LRR and PYD domains-containing protein 12-like. The transcript has 12 exons. Lineage: Eukaryota; Metazoa; Chordata; Actinopteri; Gonorynchiformes; Chanidae. The record is from RefSeq and is a predicted model, not a curated record. Bases 1 to 3285 code for a protein of 1094 amino acids. Gene Ontology annotation, molecular function: protein binding.
AUGCAAGUUGCUCAAGUAAUGAAAUAUGAAUCUACUUUGGCUGAGACUGAAGUCUAUAAGAGAUUCAAAUCAGAUCUGAGAGAGAAAAUUCAGUGUGUUUGCGAAGGUUUAACAAAGCAGGGAAACCCUACACUUCUCAAUGAGAUCUACACAGAGCUCUACAUUAUGCAGGGUGGAAGUGAAGAAGUCAAUAAUGAACAUGAGGUAAGACAGAUUGAGACAGCAUCCAGGAGAACAGCAACAGAGGACACACCAAUCAAAUGCAAUGACAUAUUUAAACCCUUACCUGGACAAGACAAACCCAUCAGAACUGUGCUGACAACAGGAAUUGCUGGCAUUGGAAAAACAGUCUCUGUGCAGAAGUUCAUUCUAGACUGGGCUGAAGGGAAAGCCAAUCAGGAUAUCCAUUUUAUAUUUCCCCUUCUUCUCAGAGAACUGAAUUUAAUGAAGGACCAAGAACACAGUCUGAUGAGUUUGCUUCAGAGCUUUUGUCGGGAAAGCAAAAUAUUUGACUGCAGUAAGCAUACAGCUCUUUUCAUCAUUGAUGGCCUUGAUGAAUGUCGAUUACCUUUGAACUUCCUGGACAAUAAGAGUAUGAGUGAUGUAACAGAGACAGCGUCACUGGAUGUGCUGCUGACAAACCUCAUCAAGGGGAAUCUGCUUCCCUCUGCUCUCAUCUGGAUAACCUCCAGACCAGCAGCAGCCAGUCAAAUUCCUUCUGAAUAUGUAGACCAGGUCACCGAAAUACGAGGUUUCAGUGAUCCUCAGAAGGAGGAGUACUUCAGGAAGAGAAUCUCUGAGCAGAGGCUGGCCAAUAAAAUCAUCUUACACAUAAAGUAUUCAAGAAGUCUGUACAUUAUGUGUCACAUACCAGUGUUCUGUUGGAUUUCAGCCACUGUUCUAGAGAAAAUGUUUGGUGAGGCAGAUAGUGGAAAGAUCCCCAAGACUCUAACUCAGAUGUACACACACUUCUUGUUAAUCCAGACUAAAAUUCGAGAAAAGUACAGUGAGAGCAAAGAAACCGAAAAAGAAAUGAUUUUGAAACUGGGACGACUGGCUUUUCAACAGCUGGAGAAAGGCAAUCUGAUCUUCUAUGAGGAAGAUUUGAGAGAGUGUGGCAUUGAUGUUAGAGAAGCAUCAGUGUACUCAGGAGUGUGCACCCAGAUCUUUAGAGAGGAGUUAGGGCUGUGCCAAGAGAAGGUUUACUGCUUUGUGCAUCUGAGCAUUCAGGAGCAUCUUGCAGCUCUGUAUGUUUACCUGUCCUUCAUCUACAACAACACGGAUGUUCUUGGUCAAGGGAUUGACAUUAAACAUGCAGCUCAAUUCAAAUGUUUAACUCUUUAUGACAUAAAUAUGCGAGCAGUGGACAAGGCGUUACAGAGCAAGACUGGACACCUGGACCUUUUCCUCCGCUUUCUUCUGGGCCUCUCACUGGAGUCUAAUCAAAUUCUCUUACAGGGUCUACUGACACAGACAAGAAGCAGUUCAAAGGACACAGAGAAGAUAACUGAUUACAUAAAAAUCAGGAUAAGGAUGGACCCAUCUCCAGAGAAAACAAUCAACCUAUUCCACUGUCUGAGUGAACUGAAUGAUCAUUCUUUGGUGAAGGAAAUCCAAAAUUACAUGAGACCUGGAAAUCUAACUAAAUCAAAAGUGUCACCCUCUCAGUGGUCAGCUGUGGUGUUUGCUUUACUGACCUCAGAAAAGGAAAUGGAUGUCUUUGAGCUGCAGAAAUACACUGGAUCAACCCCAGACAGGUCACACAUCACAGCAGAAAAUGUCCUUCUGAAACUUCUACUGGUUGUCGAAGCAUCCAAAAAAGCUGUGUUGAACAACUGUAACCUGUCAGAGAAAAGCUGUUCAGCUCUGGCCUCAGUUCUAAGUUCACCCUACUCCAGUCUGAGAGAACUGGAUCUGAGUCACAAUAAACUGCAGGAUUCUGGAGUGGAGCUGCUCUCUGCUGGCCUGAAGAGUCCUCAUUGUAAACUGGAGAUACUAAGUUUGAGAGGCGCUAAACUGACAGCGAAAAGUUGCAGAAUUCUGGCCUCAGCUCUGCGCUUGAACUCCUCUGCUCUCCGAGGGCUGGACCUUAGUUACAAUAAACUACAGGAUUCCGGAGUGAGGCUGCUCUCUGCUGGGCUGAGGGAUCGUCACUGUAAACUGGAAAAACUUGGACUAUGGCGUUGUAACGUCACAAAAAGAAGCUGUGAAGUUUUGGCCUCAAUUCUCAGAUCAAAGUCCUCCAGUCUGAGAGAACUGGACCUGAGUGAAAAUAAUUUGCAGGAUUCAGGAAUGAAGAAGUUUUCUGCUGGACUGAAGAAUCCUCACUGUAAACUGGAGAUACUGAGUGUGCGUGACUGCAAGCUAAGAGAGAAAAGCUGUGAAGCUCUGGCCUCAUCUUUUCGUGCCAGUCCCUCUAGUCUGAUAGAGCUGGAUCUGAGUAACAAUGAUCUAAGGGAUUCAGGAGUGAAGCUGCUUUCAGCUGGAUUGAAUAAUUCUCACUGUAAACUGAUGACCCUAAAGCUGAUGAACUGUGGUAUUACAGAUGAAGGCUGUGAUGCUCUGGCAUCAGCUUUGAAAUCAAUGCCCUCAAAUCUGAGAGAGUUAGAUUUAUAUGGGAACAGAAUUGGAGACUCAGGAAAGAAUCUUCUUUAUUCCCUACAGGAUGAUCCCAGUUAUAAACUAGAGAAACUGCACCUGAUACAACAGGAGAGACCAGAUUCACCCGUACCCAGCUGUGUCUCCAUGAAGAGUGAGAAGUCUAUGGGUCACCCACCACUGUUGGAAGAGAGAAACUGUACUCCUGAGAACAACCUGAUACAACAGGAGAGACCAGAUUCACCCGUACCCAGCUGUGUCUCCAUGAAGAGUGAGAAGUCUAUGGGUCACCCACCACUGUUGGAGGAGAGAAACUUUACUCCUGAGAACAGCCUGAUACAACAGGAGAGACCAGAUUCACCCGUACCAAGCUGUGUCUCCAUGAAGAGUGAGAAGUCUAUGGGUCACCCACCACUGCUGGAGGAGAGAAACUUUACUCCUGAGAACAGCCUGAUACAACAGGAGAGACCAAAUUCAGCUGUACCCAGCUGUGUCUCCAUGAAGAGUGAGAAGUCUAUGGGUCACCCACCACUGUUGGAAGAGAGAAACCUUACCCCUGGAAACAGCCUGAUACAACAGGAGAGACCGAAUUCAGCUGUACCCAGCUGUGUCUCCAUGAAGAGUGAGAAGUCUAUGGGUCACCCACCACUGUUGGAAGAGAGAGACUUUAUUCCUGAGAACAAGUAA